CACAACUCAUCCAAAAGACAACCUUAACGUUAACCACAGUUAAACCUCCUCCUCCUAUAUAAACACCCCGCUUCCCUUCUCAUGUAUUCAUCCUCAUCAUCGUAUCAAAUCAAAACAGAACUUCCAAAGCUUUCAGACGAGACUAGUGAUUCGUGUUCAAAGAACCAAACAAGCCAAGUACAUGGUUGAUUUGGACGUUCAGAUCCCUACAACUUUCGAUCCAUUCGCCGAGGCUGGGGAAUUUGGUGGCACUGGAACCAAGGAGUAUGUUCAUAUACGGAUUCAACAAAGGAACGGGAAGAAAAGCUUGACGACGGUUCAAGGCCUGAGGCAUGACCUGAGCUACGAGAAAAUCCUCAAGAGUCUCAAGAAGGACUUUUGUUGCAACGGCAACGUUGUUAAAGACAAAGAGCUCGGCAAGAUCAUUCAACUCCAAGGCGAUCAACGCAAGAACGUGUCGCAGUUCCUCGUUAAUGCCGGCAUCGUCAAGAAAGACCAAAUCAAGAUUCAUGGUUUUUAAGGAUAACCCAAGUUGCUAUUUAUUAAAAAAAAAAAUCAGCACUGUUCCUUUAUUAGCUUAAAUAAAACACUAGUGCUGCUGUCUCUCUAAUUUAUACACCCUUGGUGGUUUUAAACUGUCAUGGAAUAUGGGAUUUCUUUAAUAAAAAAUGGGUUUUUUAUUUGCUUUCAGAA
Messenger RNA from Gossypium arboreum, 693 nucleotides. RefSeq names its product protein translation factor SUI1 homolog. NCBI's taxonomy places the organism in Eukaryota, Viridiplantae, Streptophyta, Magnoliopsida, Malvales, Malvaceae. Gene Ontology annotation, molecular function: RNA binding; translation initiation factor activity. The coding region runs from base 182 to 520 and encodes 112 amino acids. The record is from RefSeq and is a predicted model, not a curated record. Gene Ontology annotation, biological process: translational initiation. The transcript is spliced from 2 exons.